AUGAACAGACAGUUUAUUCGAGGAUUGAGCGUUAGCGCCCCCGCUAGAAACUACGCAUCUACGAUCAAGAACUUGAAGGUUACCAAGGACACCAAAGUGAUUUACCAAGGUUUCACGGGAAGACAAGGUACAUUUCAUGCUGAGCAAGCUAUUGCUUAUGGUACAAAUGUCGUUGGAGGUACCAACCCUAAGAAAGCAGGCACUGUUCACUUGGACAGGCCUGUUUUUGGAUCAGUGAAAGAUGCAAUCAAGGAAACGGGAGCAGACGCCACUGCCAUCUUUGUGCCUCCUACUAUUGCAGCAGGUGCUAUUCAGGAGGCUAUAGAGGCCGAGAUUGGGUUGGCUGUCGCCAUUACAGAGGGAAUUCCUCAACAUGAUAUGUUGAGAAUCGCACAAAUGUUGAAGACUCAAUCUAAGACAAGAUUAGUAGGUCCAAACUGUCCAGGUCUCAUUGCUCCUGAUCAGUGUAAGAUCGGUAUUAUGCCUUCUCAGAUCCACAAAAGAGGAAAGGUUGGUGUGAUUUCCAAGUCUGGAACCUUGACUUAUGAAGCUGUUGCACAGACCACCAACGUUGGUUUGGGUCAGUCUCUUGUUAUUGGGAUGGGUGGUGAUCCUUUCCCAGGUACCAAUUUCAUUGAUGCUUUAACCUUAUUCUUGAAGGACGACGAGACUGAAGGUAUCAUCUUAAUUGGUGAAAUUGGAGGUACUGCUGAAGAAGAGGCUUCUGAGUUCUUGAAAGAAUACAAUUUAAAGAGACAAGGCGGUCCUAAGCCAGUCGUUUCUUUUAUCGCUGGUGUAUCUGCGCCACCAGGAAGAAGAAUGGGUCACGCUGGUGCCAUCGUUGCUGGAGGUAAGGGAGAUGCUAAGUCCAAGAUUGCAGCCUUGAAAGCUGCUGGUGUCGUUGUUGAAGCAUCCCCUGCUAGAUUGGGUAACUCCUUGUUACAAGAGUUUAAAGCGAAGGGUUUAUUGUAA
Priceomyces carsonii is the source of this 972-nucleotide messenger RNA. It is a transcript of the gene LSC1, whose product is annotated as succinate--CoA ligase (GDP-forming) subunit alpha. Lineage: Eukaryota; Fungi; Ascomycota; Pichiomycetes; Serinales; Debaryomycetaceae. The coding region runs from base 1 to 972 and encodes 323 amino acids. Gene Ontology annotation, biological process: tricarboxylic acid cycle. The transcript has a single exon. Gene Ontology annotation, molecular function: succinate-CoA ligase (ADP-forming) activity; succinate-CoA ligase (GDP-forming) activity. The record is from RefSeq and is a predicted model, not a curated record. Gene Ontology annotation, cellular component: mitochondrion; succinate-CoA ligase complex (ADP-forming).